This is a messenger RNA of Staurois parvus, 571 nucleotides long. NCBI's taxonomy places the organism in Eukaryota, Metazoa, Chordata, Amphibia, Anura, Ranidae. The record is from the annotation of a GenBank genome assembly.
AUGGCUGCAGCGCUGAAGGACGGCUUCGAGAAGUUCCUGAAGCAGAAGAACGUGUGUACCGACCUGCUGGAGAAGAUCGAGGCCAAGACAGGGGUGAAUCGGCGAUACAUAGCCCUGGGCAUCAUUGGCCUCUUAGCUGUGUACUUGGCGUUUGGAUAUGGAGCAUCUCUUCUCUGCAACCUGAUUGGAUUUGCGUACCCAGCCUAUGUCUCAAUUAAAGCCAUUGAGAGCCCAAAUAAAGAUGACGACACACAGUGGCUGACCUAUUGGGUGGUGUAUGGGGUGUUCAGCAUUAUAGAAUUCUUCUCUGAUAUCUUCCUGUCCUGGUUCCCCUUUUACUACAUGAUCAAGUGUGGAUUCCUGCUGUGGUGCAUGUCUCCCAGUCCAUCUAACGGUGCUGAGCUGCUUUACAAGAAAAUUAUCCGUCCAUUUUUUCCUCAAACAUGAGGGUCAGAUGGAUCGCAUAGUGAAGGACCUUAAAGACAAGGCUGCUGAGACUGCAGACACAUUUGGAAAGGAAGCUAAACGGGCUACUGUGAACUUGCUUGGUGAUGAGAAGAAGAGCACCUAA